Chelonia mydas (Green sea turtle) is the source of this 1888-nucleotide messenger RNA. RefSeq names its product katanin catalytic subunit A1 like 1 (gene KATNAL1). Gene Ontology annotation, molecular function: microtubule severing ATPase activity; microtubule binding; ATP binding. Lineage: Eukaryota; Metazoa; Chordata; Testudines; Cheloniidae. The coding region runs from base 309 to 1781 and encodes 490 amino acids. The record is from RefSeq and is a predicted model, not a curated record. Gene Ontology annotation, biological process: microtubule severing. Gene Ontology annotation, cellular component: microtubule; microtubule cytoskeleton. The transcript has 11 exons.
CGGGAGGGCGGUCUGUGGGGGCUGCCCCCCCCGGCUGUGGUGGAGGAAGGGGAAGGGGUCUGGGUUUCACCCACCCCCCAGGGAGGCCAGCCCGCCCCAGCCUCUCUCUGGGCGGGGGAGAGGCGGAGCAGCGGGCUACCCAGACACCAGGGCCGGGCGUCGCCCCUCGCCUCCAUGGCAACGUGCCGCCGCCGCAGCUCGCAAGCCACGGGCUAACGGAGCCGGCAGGCUGUGCCUCCCCCCACCCGCACGCGGGCACGCACCCAAGGGCAGAGGUGCAGGUGGCUCCACCAGGUUUGUGAGAGACGAUGAAUUUGGCUGAGAUUUGUGAUAAUGCCAAAAAAGGGAGAGAAUAUGCGCUUCUUGGGAACUACGACUCCUCUAUGGUAUAUUACCAAGGUGUCAUCCAGCAGAUUCAGAGACACUGUCAAUCAAUCAGAGACCCAGCAGUUAAGGGCAAAUGGCAACAGGUCCGGCAAGAAUUACUGGAAGAAUAUGAGCAAGUAAAGAGUAUUGUCAACACGUUAGAGAGUUUUAAAAUAGACAAACCUCCAGAUAUUCCUGUAUCCUAUCAAGAUGAGCCAUUUAGGGAUCCUGCUGUUUGGCCACCUCCAGUUCCCGCUGAGCACAGGGCUCCACCUCAGAUAAAACGUCCCAACCGAGAAGUUAAACCUUUGAGGAAAGAAUCACCAGGAUUGCAGCCACGAGGGCCUGUGGGCAGAGCCCACCCAAUAUCAAAAAGUGAAAAGCCUACCAGUAGCCGAGAGAGGGAAUCUAGAGCUAAAGGGAGAGAGGACAAGGGAAAGAAAAUUCCACAGGAAGGUGCUGGUGAUGGGGAAAUUCAGAAAUUUGAUGGAGCAGGAUAUGAUAAAGACCUGGUUGAAGCACUGGAAAGGGACAUUGUAUCAAGAAAUCCAAGCAUUCAUUGGGAUGACAUAGCAGAUUUGGAAGAAGCCAAGAAAUUAUUAAGGGAAGCGGUUGUUCUGCCGAUGUGGAUGCCUGAUUUUUUCAAAGGGAUCAGAAGGCCGUGGAAGGGUGUUCUGAUGGUUGGCCCCCCUGGGACUGGCAAAACCAUGCUAGCAAAAGCCGUUGCUACGGAAUGUGGGACAACAUUCUUCAACGUUUCCUCCUCCACUCUGACGUCCAAAUACAGGGGCGAGUCUGAGAAGCUAGUCCGCCUGUUGUUUGAAAUGGCAAGGUUUUAUGCGCCAACAACAAUCUUCAUUGAUGAAAUCGAUUCCAUCUGCAGCCGCAGAGGCACUUCCGACGAACAUGAAGCAAGUCGCAGGGUCAAGUCGGAGCUGCUUGUUCAGAUGGACGGAGUAGGUGGUGCACUAGAAAAUGAUGACCCUUCCAAAAUGGUGAUGGUGCUGGCUGCUACAAACUUUCCCUGGGACAUCGAUGAAGCGUUGCGAAGAAGAUUAGAGAAACGGAUUUAUAUACCUUUGCCAACAGCAAAAGGUAGAGCAGAGCUGCUUAAGAUUAAUCUUCGGGAAGUAGAGAUGGAUCCUGAUAUACACCUUGAAGAAAUUGCUGAGAAGAUCGAAGGCUACUCUGGUGCUGAUAUAACUAAUGUUUGCAGGGAUGCCUCUUUGAUGGCAAUGAGACGGCGCAUUAACGGUUUAACCCCAGAAGAGAUCCGUGCACUUUCUAAAGAGGAACUUCAGAUGCCUGUCACCAAGGGGGACUUUGAGCUGGCUCUGAAGAAAAUCUCCAAGUCUGUUUCAGCUGCAGACCUGGAGAAGUAUGAAAAAUGGAUGGCGGAGUUUGGAUCUGCUUAACAUCAGUGACGUCUGUUCUGGGCAAUAGUUUUUUUUAUCUUUUUCUGUUGUAAACUGUAAAAUGAGUUAAAAAUGUUUUAAAAGCUUUAAUAAAAGAUUUGAUUUUU